AUGUCAUUAAUACAAUCAGAAAUUUCAAAUGAAGAUCCUGAACAAUUAUUUAGAGUUUUAGAAGUAAUUGGUCAAGGAUCUUUUGGUGUAGUUUGUACAUGUAUAAAUACUAUAACCAAUGAAGUUGUAGCAAUUAAAUUUUUAGAAAUGGAAGGUGAAGAGAACUCAUCAUUAAAGAAAGAGAUUACAAUUUUAAAAAAUACAGUUAGAUGUCCUUACAUUGUAAAAUAUCAUGGUUGUUAUGUUAAAGAGAAUAAUUUAAUGAUUGUUAUGGAAUACUGCGAUGGCGGUAGUAUUUUAGACAUUAUGCAAAUGUGUCAAAGAACACUUACAGAGAUUCAAAUAGCAGCUAUUUUAUAUCAAAUUGUAGAGGGUUUAGUUUAUCUUCAUUCAAAUAAAAUUUUACAUCGUGAUAUUAAAGCUGGUAAUGUUUUAGUAAAUAGAUUAGGUCAAGCAAAAUUAGCAGAUUUCGGUGUUAGUGCAAUACUUGUAAAUACAGGAUUUAAACAAAAAACUGUUGUUGGAUCACCAUAUUGGAUGUCACCAGAGGUUAUAUCACCACCAAAAGGAUCAAAUGGAUAUGAUAGUAAAGCAGAUAUAUGGUCAUUAGGUAUUACAGCUAUUGAAAUGGCAGAAUCAAAACCACCUUUAUUCAAUUUAAAUCCUGUUAAAGUUAUUUUUGUAAUUCCAUUUAGACAACCACCAACACUAGAAACACAGAGCAAUUGGUCACCAGAGUUUAAUGAUUUUAUAUCAAAAUGUUUAAAUAAAGAGGCAGAUAAAAGACCAUCAGCAAUUGAACUUUUAGAACAUCCAUUCAUUAAAAAAGGGAAGGAGAAUUCACAUCAUAUUAUAGGAGAAUUAGUAGAAGAAUGUAUACCAACAAUGAAAGAAUAUAGGAGAAGAAAAGCAGAGGAAGAGGAAGAAGAGGAAGAAGAAGAAGGUGAGGAAAAUCACGGCUCAUCAGUUUCAUCAUCAGGUUUACAAAAAGGCACACUCCUUAAAAUCAAUACUGUUACUCAGAGAGCAACUAUUAUGAGGGAAGGCAGCGAUAGUGAUGAAAAUGGUGGUAGUGGCGGUACAUUUAUCUACAAUCCUAAAGAUAGCUCCAAUACAAGUAAUUCUGGUACCGUAGUUUUUUCAAGAGGAAAUACAAAAGAUGAUGAAGAGUUUGAUUCAGGCUCUGUAGUUUUUAAAGGUUCAACGCUUGUUGAGAAAUUUGAAAGUAUGAAAUUAAAAUAUCAACAAAAACUAAAACAACACCAAGAUAGUGACGAUGAUGAUGACGAUGACGAAGAUGAUGAUGAAGAUAAUUUCGAUUCUGGCUCAGUAGUUUAUACAAAAUCGCCAUUACAAGACGAUUAA
Molecule: messenger RNA, 1365 nt
Organism: Dictyostelium purpureum
Lineage: Eukaryota; Evosea; Eumycetozoa; Dictyosteliales; Dictyosteliaceae
Exons: 4
Coding region: 1-1365 (454 amino acids)
Biological process (GO): protein phosphorylation; regulation of MAPK cascade; intracellular signal transduction
Cellular component (GO): cytoplasm
Molecular function (GO): protein serine/threonine kinase activity; ATP binding
Source: RefSeq, a predicted model, not a curated record